This is a messenger RNA of Octodon degus (degu), 787 nucleotides long. RefSeq names its product GLIPR1 like 1 (gene Glipr1l1). Lineage: Eukaryota; Metazoa; Chordata; Mammalia; Rodentia; Octodontidae. The coding region runs from base 74 to 766 and encodes 230 amino acids. Gene Ontology annotation, cellular component: extracellular region. The transcript has 5 exons. The record is from RefSeq and is a predicted model, not a curated record.
GAGCCCGGGAGAACGCGGCCGGUUACCGGUCGGCGCGGUCCGGGCACCCCUCGCUCCUUCCGUGGCCCUGACGAUGAAACUGAGCGGCUUUUGGGUCUUCAGUCUGUGCCUGGCCGCUGGUACGUCUUUCCAGGUCCCCACCAUCACAGACCCAUGCUUUAUUCAGCAGUGUGUCGACUCCCACAACGGAUUUCGAAGACAAGUCAACCCUUCCGCAGCCGACAUGAAAUACAUGACUUGGGAUGACAGCUUAGCACAGGUGGCGAAAGCAUGGUCCAAACACUGCAAGCCUGAACAUAACAGCUGUUUGAGAAUACCACAUAAAUGCCACAACAACUUUGAAUAUAUCGGAGAAAAUAUUUGGUAUGGUGGACUCCCGUACUUUACUCCAAAAUAUGCUGUUGCCGACUGGUAUAAUGAAUCUCAAUAUUUCGAUUUUAAUGAUCUCACGUGUUCUGGUGUUUGCGGCCAUUAUACACAGGUAGUUUGGGCCAAUACACAUAAAGUCGGUUGUGCAGUUGCAACGUGCCCUAACUUAGGUGGACCCACAUAUGCCUUGUUUGUAUGUAACUAUGGACCUGCAGGAAAUAUUAAAAAUGAGCUGCCUUACGCAGAGGGGUCAUCCUGCUCUAUGUGCUUAAAAGAAGAGAGAUGCGUAAACAAGCUCUGCCAACAUAAAGACUUCAAGCCCAUGGGAAGAGCGCCUCAGCGGAUAGUAUCUAACCUACUCAGCAUAGGUUUUCUUCUUCUGAGAAUAGUUUUCUAAUUGUCAUUUACAUAUGCAAAA